UAUAUAUAACAGUUUGAAUAUGGGUUCCAAUGGCAAGGAAGUGGCCACCGAGAUCCUCCCUUUCCUCCGAGUUUACAAAGAUGGCUCCGUCAAGCGAUUCGCUGGCUCACCCAUUGUUCCGCCUUGUGCCGAUGAUCCCGAAACCGGCGUCUCAUCAAAGGACAUCAUCGUCUCACAAGACCCUCCAAUCUCAGCUCGAAUCUACCUUCCAAAACAGGUAUUUCAACAACACAAAAAGGUUCCCAUUUUGGUUUACUUCCAUGGCGGAGCCUUCUGCAUCGAGUCAGCUUUCUCUUUCGUCGAAACCAAGUUCAUGAACCGAUUGGCUCGUUUAGCCAACGCCGUUGUUGUGUCGAUCGAGUAUAGGCUGGCCCCUGAACACCCUCUCCCCAUUGCUUAUCACGAUUGCUGGUCGGCUCUUCAAUGGGUUGUUUCUCAUUCCGAUGAGGAGCCUUGGGUUUCUACUUACGCCGAUUUCGAUCGUGUUUACAUCGGCGGCGACAGCUCCGGUUCCAACAUUGCUCAUAGCAUACUGAUUCGAGCUGGAUCGGAGGGCUUACGUAAUGGUGUUAAAAUCAAAGGAGCUUUUCUAACACACCCUUACUUCUGGGGUUCCAAGCCAAUAGGGUCCGAGUCGAAGGAUGUUGAAAAACGGGAGAAGGUGUUAAUGUCCACCGUGUGGCACUUGGUGUAUCCGGAGGCGCCCGGAGGUGUCGAUAAUCCGAUGAUGAAUCCGGUGGCUCCCGGAGCUCCGAGCUUGGCCGGACUUGGAUGUUCGAGGCUUCUUAUCAGUGUUGCCGAGAAGGAUCCAUUGAGGGACAGAGGGAUUUUGUAUUAUAAUGCAGUGAAGGACAGUGGGUGGCAAGGGGAGCUGGAGUGGAUUGAUGUUGAAGAUGAAGAUCAUGCGUUUCAUAUUCUGGCUUAUAAAUCUGAGAAUGCUAAUAAACACAUCAAAAGGUUGGCGUCUUUCAUUGUUGCAUGUGUACAAGAACAUAAGAAAAAAUCAAAUCAACUGGGCACCUGUGUUUCCAGAAUAUAA
Hibiscus syriacus is the source of this 1039-nucleotide messenger RNA. Its product is annotated as 2-hydroxyisoflavanone dehydratase-like. The coding region runs from base 20 to 1039 and encodes 339 amino acids. The transcript has a single exon. The record is from RefSeq and is a predicted model, not a curated record. NCBI's taxonomy places the organism in Eukaryota, Viridiplantae, Streptophyta, Magnoliopsida, Malvales, Malvaceae. Gene Ontology annotation, molecular function: hydrolase activity.